ACACUUAUCACCUGCCUUCUACUGUGUUUAUUGGCUGCGCCAAACAUUUUGGCGGAUGAGGAGAGCUCAACGGAAACCAAUGAGAUCAUACCACGCGAGGCCAUACAAAAAUUAGAUAUAUCUGUAAGACAAGCCCUAUUACGUGCCAUAGAUAAACUGGAACAAGAAGAAGCUCAGGCGGCCGAUGAUGACGAUGGCGAGGAACAAUCUGAAGAUGACACUCAGCAAAGAGGUGAUGAUGCUGCCACCACACCCAGUCCCACCCUAUCACACAUUACAAUACAAAGUACAACGGCACUACCAUUGGUAACACAAACCAAAGAUGAAAUUCUUGAAGAAAGUACGGGGGCCACAGAUGGUAUUUUGCCAUCGGUGCAAUUCUUUACGGCGACCUAUGAUGAGAAUCAUGCCCAGGAACAACCAUUAUUGGCAUUUAUAAAUAAAACAAAAUCAUUGAGGAAAUCACAGAAGCUUAACUUCGGCGCCCCAGUUAUUGUGACAUAUAAUUCCGCUGCAGACGAUACAAAUUCAAAUCAUCAAACUGCCCGCAGUGUUGGCCAUAGUUUGCAAUCUAAUGAAAUUUCAUCGAACAGUCUGGAUGAAAUUAAAUUUGAAAUACGCAAUUCGAAACUGAAAGCUAGUACGACCAGCACCACAACAACAACGACGACUACGACAACACCACGUCCCCGAACGACCACAAGACGUACUACAACCACAACGACAACAACUACAACGACCACACCCAGACCAACCCACAACGAAGAUGGUGAAAAUAUUGAAAUUGUCGAUAAGAAUGAUAUUCGGAUACAGGCGGCACCUUUGGUCACCGCAUUUACUGUCAAUGUAGAUGAAUUGGGUGCUCCCAAACAGGUUGUUCCCAUCAUUGAUGCCAUACCACCAACAACUGUUGCUUCGUUGCCUCAAUCGCCGCUAAGUUUUGGUCCCACAAUUACGAAGUUAAAUGUCCUAAAAACGGAGUUGCCAAAAUCCAGCAGCAAUACUAAUAAUAAUUUUCUUGCCAAUCCUCCACCAACUCAGCCGACAUAUAGUUCUACAACAACAACCAUUGUAAAUAGAUUUUUAAAUGCUCUACCAACAUCGGGUCAUUAUAUUACGAAACAACCAUUGACCUCAAAUGUCAACCAACAACUACAGCAGCAGCAACAACAACAACAACAACAUCAACAGCCACUCAAUAAUCCCAACGAUUAUUUACUGGAAAAACAACGUGAAUUGGAACAACAAAUUUUACAGUUGAAAAUCCAAGCACAACAACAACAAGAAUUGAUAUUAAGGCAAUUGAAAUUGCUGGAAGAACAGACCCGGCAAAGAGGUCAAUCAACCAAUAACAUACCCAUUCAGACAUCAGCAAAUGGCCAAACACUGCAACAACAGCAGGUGGCUGUGGCACCAACCGCACAGCAUGAGACAAGCUUUACGAUACGUCCCUCCAUUGAAUUUAUACCCAGUACCCAAACGAAAAUGUCACCAUUGUUUCCAACAUUUCCGCAGGACCAACAGUUACCAUUAAGGGAAUCCAAUGGCAAAUUUAUACCUGGUGUUAAUAAUAAAAAUUAUCAAUUUGCCCCAAAUAAUGGUUUGACACCUCCGUCAGCUCUACCACUGCAACAGCCAUCACAACAACAGCAACAACAACAGCAACAGAGUCAAAGUAUUUCCAGUAUAUCGAGCAUACAAAUACAACCCUCCAAUCAAUUGACAAUUGUGCCCACCUUUGCCCCAGCCUUACCAGAACCACCAGCAGAAUUGUCAUUGGUGCAGGCAUUGCCACAAAGGAACUAUCAACAAUUUCAACAGAAUGCUCCCCAACUGCCACAAUAUGUCAGCAAUGCCAUACUGGAUCGUUAUCAACAGCAGCAACAACAACAACAGGAGCAACCCUCAGGUCAACACCGAGCACGCUUUUUCCGUCAAGAAGUGAAUACCGGGAAUUUUGGUAUAAAUCAAGUGCAGACCAAUCCCAGUCACAUUUUCUCGCAAUUCAAUCAGCAGCAGCAACAACAACAGCAGCAGAAUCAACAACAACAAAAUUAUGAGUCUCAGAAUUUUUAUCGCCAGCACUUGAAUCCAGACAUCAGUAAUCAAUUGCAACAAAAUGCCCAAAAUUAUUAUCAGCAACAACAACAACAGCAGCAGCCGUCUUCAGCAUCAGGUAAUGUCGCACAUAGAUUAAGUCCCGUUUUAAAUAAUUUAGAAGAAUUUAAAAUAAUCAAUAAAAUUUUAGCUCUUAAUCAUGGCAUAAAUAAUUAUGUUUCCCAACAACAACAACCACACCACCAUCAGCAGCACCAGUCUACAUCACCGCUGGCAACAGCAUCUUCAUCGGCACGUUUCUUCUGA
Molecule: messenger RNA, 2364 nt
Organism: Musca vetustissima
Lineage: Eukaryota; Metazoa; Arthropoda; Insecta; Diptera; Muscidae
Product: putative mediator of RNA polymerase II transcription subunit 12
Exons: 3
Source: RefSeq, a predicted model, not a curated record